AUGGAUAAAGCAACAAUCGUCUAUGUUCGUCUUGUAUUUCUACGAAUAGGUGAAAUCGAUACAUUGAAUGAGAAAUACCAAGCGCAUGCGUCAAUCGAGUCCCGAUGGUUCGUUCCGGCCGACAAAUUCACUUACAUUCUUUCGUCUGACGAUCAACUUCGUUUAAGAAAAGACAAAUCUGUUCUGUUGGAAAAAUACGCUGAAUGCUGUUGGCAUCCGGAAAUCUACAUCGAAAACAGUUUGGGUGACCUCAAAGAACAGAUCAAGUAUAGUGCAAAACUCGGCAAAGACCCUCAAAUGAUACAAAUUUGUGAGCAUCGUGUCAUCAAAGGUUCAUUCUGGGAGAAACUUGAACUUCAACAUUUUCCUAGUGAUGUACAAGAUUUAUCCAUAUCUGUUACAUCAAUGUUCUACCAUGAUAAAGUUAUUUUGAUUGCUGAUCCAUUACGGCUCAGUGGAGUUAAUCGAGAAGCUUUCGUUGAUCAACAAGAAUGGUCCCUGUACGAACAUGUCGAUACAAAGCAAAGAUUUAUCAGAGAAUUUGUUUUUCGUACCUAUGAUGCUGUUGACGACGACGACGACGACGACAACGAAAUCAAUGAUCAACAAAUGAAAGAAGUGUCAAGUAGUGAAGAUCGAAAACGAUCGAUUUUAACAGUGACUUGCCAUGCAGUCAAUCGAUUACAAGUAUCAUGUACACUUCUACUUACAUCAAUUACUUUUCGGUGGACAGUGAAUAGAUCAUUGCCGACAAUAUCUUAUUUAACAUCGUUGGAUCGAUACGGUAUCGCUGGUAUAUUCAAUUUAGUAUUCCAUUCCCUAUGGCACAGUACUCUUAGCGCAAUUAUCUGGCAAACAACACCAGAUUAUCGUGUACCAAAGCAUUCUUGGAUUGAAUUCUUGGAUCAUACCAUGAUCAUAUGGUUGUAUUGUGUCCCACUGAAGUACCGCAGACGAAUGAAACAAAAAGAUGUUCAGUACCGGAUUCUAAUGCAAGAGAGAAUAAGAGGUAAUAUCAAUCGAUCUCUCGAUAGUGAAAACUCAAGACCAACAACAACAGCUCUUAUAUCGAUCGAACAACUUUAG
Messenger RNA from Adineta ricciae, 1086 nucleotides. Lineage: Eukaryota; Metazoa; Rotifera; Eurotatoria; Adinetida; Adinetidae. The record is from the annotation of a GenBank genome assembly.